GAUCUCGCUACUUUUCAUUGACAACCAAUUAUAAACCUUUGGUAUUCAGCGAAACAACGGCCGGGGGCGCACGUUGCGGGGUCUAUAGGCUUGAAGAUUAUCCGGCGGCCGCAGUUCCUUCUUUGUGAAGAUGCCCGCUCCGAGGUCUACUUGCGAGCCAUGUCAUCGACGUCGGGUCAAGUGUGAUCUACCAGAUCAGAUCUCUGGAGAGUGUUCAAAUUGCGUCAAGCGAGGCAUCAAGUGUCCUGGUUUACGAGUAGCUGGACCUCGCAAACCUAGAAAGGGGACUGUCGUCGAUCAAAUACAACGAGACUUUGGAUCGAUCGAAGUUCUGAACGGUGAUUCCACCUCGCCAGAAGCCGGGCCGUCAAAUUACGCAUCUCACAGCUCUUCGCCAGCGCCCUGGGCGCUGACAUCCGGUGCUCAGUGGGCCAUGGCUAGCCCUCCGACACCUACUUCGACGGAGAAUAGUCUCGCGACAAUAGAGUUGUCCGGAGAAUUGGCCAUGUCCAUGAUUCUGAAUUUCAAUAUUUCACAUGGGUGAGAGUGACAGGAGAGGCCGACAUCGGGAAUGUCCACACUCACUCACCUCAUAAUCUACUUCCAGACCAAUCUUCCGUCAGAUCCACCAAAACUUCUACGCAGACACGUUUGCAACGGCUUGUCGGAGAUUCGAUUCAGUAGAACCUCAGAAAGAAGUCAGUCCAUGUCUUGCACAUCCGCAUCACAAGUCAAGCUGACCCAGAGUCAGAUUCUGAUGCGGAUCAUGAUCGCUCUGGGUGCAAGAUCGUCUUAUCAU
Molecule: messenger RNA, 799 nt
Organism: Kockovaella imperatae
Lineage: Eukaryota; Fungi; Basidiomycota; Tremellomycetes; Tremellales; Cuniculitremaceae
Exons: 4
Coding region: 131-544 (137 amino acids)
Biological process (GO): regulation of DNA-templated transcription
Molecular function (GO): zinc ion binding; DNA-binding transcription factor activity, RNA polymerase II-specific
Source: RefSeq, a predicted model, not a curated record